AUGGGGCUCUCGGUCCAACUGACAGCAGUUGUCUUCAUCUUGGUAUUGGUAUCUACACACCAUCCCACUGCAGGGGGUGGCCAUGAUCCAUUACUUGUCUUGGAUGGUUAUGAGGAUGAUGGUAUUCGAGUCAAAUGUUUCUCUGCGAGGUUGUUUGCUGAAGUCCAGGUGUUGUGGACAGAUGGUAGAGGAGACAAUGUCACUGGGACACCUCUCACUACCAGCACCACCACUGCUAAUGCCACCAGCUCCAUCAUUCUAAAACCAGGAUCUGGAAACUCUGUGUCCUGCAAAAUAAUUGACAAACUAUUGAAAACAUCAACAGAAUCUUCAGUUGUCAUUGCGGAUGUCUUCUUUCCUGCCACCUCCCCUUGGCUGUCAGCUUUUGUCGUAAUGCUGCUCUUGAGCAUACUUCUGGUUAUCGCUGCGAUUUAUAAAUUCAGAAAGAACAAGAAGACAACUACUCGUGAAACACAAAUGGAAAUUAAAAAAGAGAUAGAUCAACUCAAGAAGGAACUGGAAAAAGUCCAGAAUGAACUGGAAUUCCGAAAAGCUCAUAGCAAUGCAGUUAAUAUCACUCUGGAUGAGAACUGCAAACACCCCAGCCUCAUCAUUAAAGAGAAAAACAGAGUCAAGUCCUCCAUCCAGAAAGAGAUCCUGCCCAAAGCGAUGGUGGUAGCUACAGAAGGGUUUUCAGAAAAGAAACAUUACUGGGAAGUGGAGGUGGGGGACAAAUCAGAGUGGGAGCUGGGUGUGGUAUGUGAGGAAAUUAGAAAUACACUGAGGAGCAACAUGAUGAAUACUUUCCCAAAGGGGAAUUUACUCAGUCUGCGGUUUUCUCAGGGAGAAUACAGCUUAACUGGUGGGAAGAGUGUAAGACAUCGGAAGCCCUGCAGCGUGGUAGGUGUUCUCUUGGAUCAGGAACUUGACAUGCUUUCAUUCUUUGAUGUUGAAGAAAAGCGCCUUCUCAAAUCUCUCUCUCUGGAGUUUUCUGGGAAUAUGUACCCGUUUUUCAAUCCAGGCCCUGAUGACAAGUGGUUGGGAGUACGUCCUGUAUGCGCUCAAACAAAUAACCCUCUCUGUGACAUCCCUCCACAGAGGCAGGAGGAGAUUAAUGUAUUAAUGAUUCACAAUGUAGUGAAUCACAGAGGAUGUGAAAGCACAGAAGAAGAAGAAGAAAAAG
This is a messenger RNA of Antrostomus carolinensis (chuck-will's-widow), 1183 nucleotides long. RefSeq names its product butyrophilin subfamily 2 member A1. NCBI's taxonomy places the organism in Eukaryota, Metazoa, Chordata, Aves, Caprimulgiformes, Caprimulgidae. Gene Ontology annotation, molecular function: protein binding. The record is from RefSeq and is a predicted model, not a curated record.